Molecule: messenger RNA, 3240 nt
Organism: Drosophila rhopaloa
Lineage: Eukaryota; Metazoa; Arthropoda; Insecta; Diptera; Drosophilidae
Product: palmitoyltransferase ZDHHC20-B-like
Exons: 2
Coding region: 1575-2762 (395 amino acids)
Biological process (GO): protein targeting to membrane; peptidyl-L-cysteine S-palmitoylation; synaptic vesicle maturation
Cellular component (GO): Golgi apparatus; endoplasmic reticulum
Molecular function (GO): protein-cysteine S-palmitoyltransferase activity
Source: RefSeq, a predicted model, not a curated record
UCUACAUUCCCAUUAUGUCUGUGUUUAAAUUGGCUCCAAAGGCCUCCCAGAACCGUAAGAAAUCGGUAAAUAUAAAACAUUACGUAUAAUGUCUCCUACAGUUUUAAACCAAUAAAUUUUGUUUUUUUUAAUUGUCCCACUUUAAUCAUUUUUAAUCUUUUUUUAAAUUUUUUGAGACGCAACAACAUAAGCUAGUGUCGGUAGCUCUACAAUCAUAACAACUUGUGCAAGUGAAAUUGAUUCUGCUUAGUAAGUGCGAGCGAAACGACAAUAGAAUGUCUGGAUUAACACUUAAAUGGUUCAAGGGGUUUUAUUUUCCCUUUAAUAAUACAAAGCGAUUAAUUUUUUUUCUAACUGAAUUUUAAAUUAGGCGUUGUUUUUUUCUUUUGUUAAGAUUCUGAAUUCUAAAAUAAUCUAAUCUAAUCUUGAUAUAAACUAAUACUAGCAUACUCGGCUGCGAUUAUUAAGGCAUCUUUCAUACAUUGCAAAAAAUCAUGUUGCACAACCUUUCUCUUCAAAAAACGAACACGCUCUGACCAAAAUCCGAACGUUUAGACAGCCGACGAGACUACCUUAUGUUAUUGUAUCAUGAUCUGGAUGACAGGUUUAAAAUUAGAUCUGUUAUUGGAUGUGAUUUUCAAUCAUACUGUGCAGGUAUCGUUUUUUAUGCAAGUGGCAGAAGGCUGUUCAUUUCUUUUUUCCGCAUCAGGAGUUUCAAAAAGCAAAGUAAUCGUAAAAGUGAAUGGUUUUCAUAAAAAAAUGUCUUAAACGAAAUGUGUGGAGGCUGGCAUCCGUGUUUUUUUGGGUGGCAUACACAUGAAUGUCGAAUAACUGGUUAUCGAGUUAAGGGCGACAUUUUUUUUGUAUUUUACAAGGGCUUACCAUACGUAGGCCUAUUGGUCGGAUAUAUUCUGAUAUAACCAUGUUUUAGACUAAAUAAAAACGUGCAAAACAUGGCUGAGGCACAAUAAAUAUUCUUUUCCUUCCGUAUCAAAAAAAAAACGCCUGGUUGUUUACCAGAAAUCUAUUUAAAUUAAGAUUUAGUUUAAAAUAAAUUAAGCCGUAGUGUGCUUUUGUAUUUAUGCUUGCAACGCAGUCGUGUGCGAAAUCCGUGAACGUUGUCGAAAUCUCCAGCGACAAUGUAGCGCGUGAACUCUGCCAUCUGUGCUGAUUUUGAAUGAUUAUUUUCAGCGUUUGAAAAGCUACGCUACUCUCGUAGUAUUUGGUUUGGCUAUUGCAAUCGCUCUGUUUUUGACGAGAGCCGUAGCAGAGCCAUAGCAGAAUAACGAGAAAGUUUGUGCUCUGCUCUGCUCGCAGUUUUGUCGCUUGAGAAACUGUAGCAUAGCGGUAGCAGAAAAUCAAGUCCUGUGCUCUGUGUAGCAGUAACGGUAGCAAAAAAUUGAUAGCGAGAUGAGAGCAGAGCACUUGCUAUUUUUUCAUGUGCUACGGCUCUCGCUUGUGUUACUUUUUUUAUUUUCUGCACCUUUCUUAUGCAGCGUGUUCUUUUUACUUGUCGCUUUGUAGUUUUAAGAAAAUAUUUUUGGCACUUUUGAGUUUUGAUUAACUGCGUAAACAUGACACCGGCAUGUAUGGCGGUCUUCAAGUGGAUCCCGGUGCUAUUCAUCACUGCGGUGAUAGCCUGGUCCUACUAUGCCUACGUGGUGGAGCUGUGCAUCCGCAACUCGCAAAACCGCAUCGGUAUGAUAUUCAUGCUGCUGUUCUAUCACAUUUUCCUCACCCUGUUUAUGUGGUCCUACUGGCGUACCAUUAUGACGUCCGUGGGCCGAAUGCCUGAUCAGUGGCGGAUACCGGACGAGGAAGUGACUCGACUUUUCCGGGCCGACAGCCCAGACACCCAGAAACGCAUACUUAACAACUUUGCGCGCGAUCUGCCAGUCACAAAUCGCACAAUGAAAUUAUCUGUGCGGUUCUGCGAGAAGUGCAAGAUCAUCAAGCCAGACCGGGCGCACCACUGCAGCGUGUGCAGCUGCUGCGUGCUGAAGAUGGACCACCACUGCCCCUGGGUGAACAACUGCGUUAACUUCUACAACUACAAGUACUUUGUCCUGUUCUUGGGCUAUGCGCUCGUCUACUGCCUGUACGUGGCCUUCACAGCGCUGCACGAUUUUGUCGAUUUCUGGAAGGGACAGCUAAAUGCCACCGGAAUGGGACGAUUCCACAUCUUGUUCCUGUUCUUCAUUGCCUUAAUGUUUGCCAUUAGUUUGGUGAGUUUGUUUGGCUACCACAUCUACCUGGUGCUGGUGAAUCGCACGACUCUGGAGUCGUUUCGGGCUCCCAUCUUCCGCGUUGGCGGACCAGAUAAGAAUGGCUAUAACUUGGGCCGAUACGCCAAUUUCUGCGAGGUAUUUGGUGACGACUGGCAGUACUGGUUCCUGCCCGUCUUCUCCAGUCGCGGUGAUGGCUACAGCUAUCCGACCUCCAGCGACCAGAGUCGAGUGUCCACCACCUCACCCGUCCAGCGGUACGAUGCCAUGGGGGAUACGGGCACCAGCAGGUUAGAUGGCAAUCCAACAGAUAAGUUGAUUGGCGCUAGUCCCCUCGACACCACUAACCAUCAUCACAACCAAUCGCCUCAUCAAGUAAGAAGCACCAGCGCCCAGCCAAUCCAGCAGUUGCAGCAGCAACAGGCGCCACUAUCUCCAUACCUGGACGAGCUGGAAGAGCGGCUGGAGCAGGUGGCAAACGGCCAGUCAUUAAGCAGCAGCACAGGAGUAAUUUCGAUCUUUUGGACGACUUUUUAAGUGCUAACAUUGUUCCGAAUGAGUCAACAGAUGUCCAUGGAAAGAUUGAAUCGUUGAAAUUGCCGUUUAUGAAAUCUAGUGAAAAUGUUUUAAAUUUCUGGAAAGUAAGGAAAUUAAGCGAUCCAGAGCUGUAUGCCCUAAGCAAAGUAUGCUUUGCUAUCCACCAACUCAAGUAACAAUUGAGCGGGCGUUUUCGUCUUUAAAACUGGUGUUGUCGGAUAACCGAAAUCGAUUAAGUCACGAAACAUUGGAAAAUAUUCUUCUUGUCCGGCUUAACUCAACUCACUUGGAUAGUGCCAUCGACAAUUUAAGUUUAUUUGAAGACGAAGAAGAUGAGGGGUAAUUCGUGUUUCUAAAUGCAUAAGUUCUUAUUUCUUUUUACUUUUUUAUAUUUAAUUAACAUUUACUUCAUACAUUAAUUUGAAUUCUGGGGCUUUUAAUUUUUAAGUUUGAUUUAAUCUGAAUACUGUGAAUGAAU